Molecule: messenger RNA, 477 nt
Organism: Cataglyphis hispanica
Lineage: Eukaryota; Metazoa; Arthropoda; Insecta; Hymenoptera; Formicidae
Gene: ND-B8
Product: NADH dehydrogenase [ubiquinone] 1 alpha subcomplex subunit 2
Exons: 3
Coding region: 140-418 (92 amino acids)
Source: RefSeq, a predicted model, not a curated record
AAUAGAUUUAGAUGGCAGCCGCAUACACAAAUUUAAUGACAUAAUAACAGAAUCCCUAUUCCCAACGUGAAAUAUUGCACAGGAUUGGAAUUGUGAUAAAAGUGGUGUGUUUUUAAAAGGUUGUAAAUAAUUGAAAAAUAUGGCUACUGUGAAAUUUGGGAAACAUUUGAAAGAAUUGAGAAUCCUCCUCUGCCAAACAUCGAAAUCUAGUCAAGGUGUUAGAGACUUUAUUGAGCAGCAAUAUUUGUCGUUGAAGAAAAAUAAUCCAAGAUUUCCCGUUUUGAUUAGGGAAUGUUCGUCAAUCGAACCGAAACUUUACGCGCGUUAUGAAUACGGUGUAGAACGUUGUGUGCCCCUGUCAAAUCUGAAACCUGAAGAAGUACUCGGAAGAGUUCAAGAGUUAGCAUCUCAAAAAUAAAUACUUUCUAAAUAUAUAUUAUAUGUAUAGUAUGUUGUAAUAAAAUAAUUAUAUCAAUA